AUGUCGCAAUUGUUUGAACCUGUGCCCGCCAGGGAGAUCAUAUCUUGGGACGAAGCUCGUCUCAUUUCCUUUUUCAAUACAUAUUAUGUCCCAGGCAGUCAGGAUCGAGACCUCUCUGACCUGAUAUUGGACGUCGAUAAACUUUCAACCCAGGAGCGAGAUGAACUUUCGCUCAAGAUCACCGCGGCCCUUAAAAGCCUCCCCGAUCGGCCACUUGACCCCGGCGAAUUGUUCAAGCGCCUGGAACAAGUACGCGACAGGGGACUCGACAGAGCCGAGUCCCCAAGCGUGGAGACUACUUCUAGUACUCGAACAAGGCCUGCGUCUCCUCCCGAGAACAAUACCAGGCUCGAAGGCAUCGCCUACCAUGACCUUUCUCAAAGGCAGGGCCGUCCUGCAUUGCCGUUGGAGUACCUAUCGGGCGGCGUCACGGAAGAGCAAAGAACCAGGCAGGCAGUUAUAUGGGUCGACAGCGACUACCCGCUCAUGCGGGACGAUGACGUUCCACCCAUCUUCUCCUUCCAACUAGAAAACUGGCUCAAGUUUCAACACCAGUGGCAGUGGGAUAACCGUGGCAAGGCUGACAGCGGGGAAGGUUAUAGGGAGCAUCUCGAGUUGCAAAUAAAACAGUGCAGUGAUAGGGGAUUGGAAAGCUGGGCAUUGUCAAAAGGUUUCGAACGCGCAACGAGAUACGCGUGGGAUAGAGAUAAGCGGGUGACUGAAUGUCGACCGCCAGGAAGCCUCGCCGCCUACGCCGAAGCAGUCAAACGUCGACUCUCAAGUCAUGGAUUCUUGGAAUCGUUUGAGUUCAUGGAGGACCCCCGCCAACAAGACAUGCGGACAACAUGGAUAGAAUAUCUCGCCUAUCUUUAUAACCGGCAAGAUUUUUACGCAAGGCGACUCGCAAAGGCGGAAGGCGGAUACCGUGGAGCCUGGGAAACCUUUGAAAAACGGGGGUGGGUCAUGAUUCUGAAGCACAACGUGUUUCACGCCGACUCAACUGCUAUCGGGGCGGAGCCCGCCUUGUUACGGCUUGCGCAAGUGAGUUCCGAUUUCGAAGAAAGAAUGGCCGCCCUCAAAGAGUUGCUCGCGCGCAUAAGACCCUAUCGACAGUGGGAGUAUCUGCUACGGAGGCAAGAGAAACGGGCUGCGUGGGCGCGCGAGCAGAUUGCUGCUAUCGAGUCGGAGAAGAGGGAGGCCGAGGCUGAGGCGUCAAGCAAGAAGCAAGAUCAAGAGCAAGGUGAGGCAAACGCUGAGGCAACAGGAAAGCAUCAACGGCAGGAUGAGGCUGAGCCUGAGGUGAUGGGCAAAACGCAAGAGCAAGAGCAGAAUGACGCCAACGCCGAGGCCAUAGGAAAGGAGCAAAAGCAGGACGAGGCUGAGCCUAAGGCGAUACACAAACCGCAAAAAGAGGAACAGGACGAGGCUGAGGCAGUGAGCAAGAAGCAAGGGCAAGAGAAGGAGCGAGAGAAGGAGCAAGAGAAGGAGCAAGAAAAGCAGCAAGAGAAGGCUAAGAUCAACGCUGAGGCAACAGGAAACAAUCAGGAGCCUGGAGCAAGAGGCGAGAAGCGGAAGCAAAAGCAGGAUGAGCCCGACCAAAAGCAAAAAGAGGAACAGGAGGAGGCUAAGGUAGUAAGCAAGAAGCAAGAGCAAGAGAAAGGGGAAGAAAAAGAGGAAGAAAAGGAGAAGGAGAAGGAGAAGGAGAAGGAGAAGGAGAAGGAGAAGGAGAAGGAGAAGGAGAAGGAGGAGGAGAAGGAGAAGGAGAAGGAGAAGGAGCAAGAGCAAGAGCAGGCUAAGACCAACGCCGAGGCAAUAGGAAAGAAGCAGAAGCCUGGAGCAAGAGGUAAGAAGCAGAAGGCUAAGGCUACGGCAACUGGAAAGAAGCAAAAGCGGGAUGAGGCCACGGCUAGGGCGAUAGGCAAACAACAAAAAGAGGAACAGGGGGAGGCUGAGGCAGUGAGCAAGAAGCAAGAGCAAGAGCAAGAACAGGCCGAGCCCGAGGCCACAGCUACCUCGAGCCGUCAGCACAACAGGCGAAAACGAGCUCGGUCCGUUGAAGAAGCCGAGCCCACAUCGACGAGAGCGAACGAGGGAGGUGAAGAGGCUAGCAAAACACGAAGUGAAAGAGGCGGCGGCCAAUUGGCUGACGACGUUCCAUCACGUCGCAGUCAGCGUCUUGCCACGCAAGCGUCGCGCGCUUUCAACCACACCACACCACCAGCCCCGCUACAUAGCCGCACCAAGUCAGCCUCGUGGAAGCCACAGGCAUCCAAAGCAUUACUUACCUUUGCAUCCUUGGCUCCGCCGACUGUCGUUGCGAUGGACCCCCUCAGCGCCAUUGGCUUGGCAUCCGCCAUUGUCCAGUUUGUCCAGUUUGGCUUCCAGAUCGCCGACCGGCUGCAGGACCUGACGGCCAAGCACCCGGGGCAGAUUCCCAAGGCCCUCCAGGGCAUCUCGAUGCACCUGCCGCUGCUGGCCAACUCGCUGUCCAAGAUCAAGUCGGACGCCCGCAUCAGCGUGUUUGACCUAGACACCAAGUGCAUCCUCAAGGGCAUCGUGGCAGGCUGCCUCACGCAAGUACAAGAGGUCGAGGCUAUGCUCGAGGAAAUCGCCUGCACGCCGGGCGACUCGCUGAAAACCAAGCUCAAAAAGGUCAUGACGAGCAUGAAGUACGAGGAAAAGCUGGCGCGCAUCGAGCGCAACCUCAACACGUACAUUUCGGUUCUCAUCCUGCAUCACGUCGUCGACGCGGCGGAUGCGCCCAAGGACUUGCUGGAUGAGACGUAUUUUGAUGUCCGCGAGAAACUCACCGACGCGCAUGUUGAGCGAAAAGGCCUUGUCGAGCAGCUCGACGCACACUUUUAUGACGCGUCCCGCUCCCAAGUAACGUCGCCCACCGUUUUGCUCCUCUCUGGUAAAAAAGGCGCAGGCAAGACGCAGCUUGCUCUUGGCUACUGUCGUGCUGUCUACGAGCUGCGGCAGUUUCGCACCGUAUUUUGGCUGGACGCGUCCACACUUGAGAAGUUGAACUUGGGCUUUGAGCGCAUGUUUGCGACGGUCAACCAGAGCAUCCAAGGAACGCGCACCGACAAGAUUAACUUUAUCCGGAAUUUCUUAGAGGAGCUCUGGCACCCCUGGCUCCUCAUCCUCGACAACUACGACUCUGCGCUCCUCUACAACCACAUCAUGGACUUUUUACCCAGUCGAGGGUCCGGCGCCAUACUAUUGAUCUCUGAGGAAGAGGAAAAUGGGCUUGGAAAGGUGCUACACGUGCCAAAUUACUUGGGGCCCCACGAGCAAAAGCGUGUCGACUCGUUGCUCCAAGCCGCUGUCCAGAACAAAGACUUGGCCGCCAUCAAGGAAGCCGUUGAGCAGGGCGCCGACGUCAACACCAAGAUCUGGGACCAGUGGCCCUGCAUACACCGCCUGGCACUCUUUGGCAUGGUCGACGCGCUGCAGUACCUCGUGGAUCGCGGCGCCGAUUUGCAGAUUGACGCCCAGGUGGCGCCGACGCUGCACUGGGCGGCCACUGAUGGCAGUGAGGCGACGACCCGGCUCCUUCUCGACUACGAAGACAAACAGCUCGUCUCUUUCUCCCGGGCGACGCAUCAGGCGGCUUUUGCCGCCGCGGUCGAGGAUGGUCAUAUGGAUGUGGCGCGGAUGCUGCUGCAGAGACGCAACGUCAGCAUCCACGCGCCGAACCGAUAUCAGCAAACGGCGCUGGAGAGCGCGGCGGACAAGGGCCGAAUUGAUCUUGUGCGAUUUUUGAUCGACCAAGGUGCUCUGCGCGAUAAUAAAGCAGCUGGGGAGAAUGCGUUGAUCAAGGCGGCUUCUCGCGGCCAUUUGGAGACGCUGAAAAUUCUCUGCCUGGAGGGAAACGUCAGUGCCGCUGCUCGUCGUGACUCUGGGGACUCUGCACUGAUUCUGGCAACGGACUCCGACUACAACGACACGACGCUUCAACUGGCAGCGUUCCUGCUGGAACAAGGCGCCAAUCCUGACCCAAUUGGCUAUCAGGAUGGCCUGCUUCACAAGGCCUGUGUUCGGGGAGAGCUAGACUUUGUACAGCUGCUGUUGAAGCACCAUGCUGAUCCGACAAUUGACGGUGCCGGAUACUGCCCGCUCCAGUAUGCCAUCCAGUACGACAAUCCAGAAAUUGUCGACGUGCUUCUCACUACAGAAGUCCCCAACGCAGAGAAGCGCGCGUCUUGGCUCGACUCUGCCUUACUCUACGCGGCCCGGAUAGGCAAGCGCGGGGCCGUCCUGCAACUCCUCGAGCAAGGUGCCAAUAUCAAUGUCCGGCUCAAGGAGGGCCAUCCUGUCGGCGCAACCAGCCUGCUGCUGGCAACCUUGGAAGGCCACGUGCAGACGGCGCAGCUUCUCGUCCGUCGUAAAGCGCGACAGGAUAUUGCCGAUGAAAGGGGGCGCUUGCCUCUGUCGUCAGCUAUCGCGGGCGGUCACCAUUUACUCGUCCGGGACUUGAUCCGCGCUGGCGGCGAUGCCAACAUGGCGAGUGGCGAGAACAAGGAUACGGCCCUCAUGGUUGCCGUCGCAGCCAACCAUGAAAAGGUCGUCGAGGUGCUGUUGAAGAAUGGGGCGAAUGCGCAGACGACGAACAAGUUUGGGGAGACGGCACUCGAUAUUGCGGAAGAGAAGGACUACGAAGAUAUUAUUAAAUUGCUCAACCAAUGA
Messenger RNA from Cordyceps militaris CM01, 4692 nucleotides. RefSeq names its product ankyrin 2,3/unc44. The transcript is spliced from 4 exons. NCBI's taxonomy places the organism in Eukaryota, Fungi, Ascomycota, Sordariomycetes, Hypocreales, Cordycipitaceae. The coding region runs from base 1 to 4692 and encodes 1563 amino acids. Gene Ontology annotation, molecular function: protein binding. The record is from RefSeq and is a predicted model, not a curated record.